UCGACAUGAGUGAACCGUUUGUUUUGUUUUCGAUCCGCAUGCACUCUGUCAGACCAGCUGCGUAUAAUCUGUGAGAUUUUGAACUAUCUGUAAUAUCUCCCAACAUGACCGACGAUGUGAAAAGGUUUUUCCAUAAUAUGUUACAAAGGGUAACCGGUCUGCGCUGUGUUAUGGUCACAGAUCGCGAUGGAGUGCCUCUAAUCGAUCUCAAAAAAGAUAAAUCAUCCGAGAUUGUAAUGAAACCUGCGUUCUUAUCCACUUUCACACUGGCGGCCGAACAAUCGAAUAAGCUGGGUCUGGGCCGGACACGCAACAUCAUCUCCGUGUAUGCCGAUUAUCAGGUCGUUCAGAUGAAUAAGUUACCGCUCGUCGUUACCUUUAUCGGAACCGAAAAUUGCAACAUAGGACAUGUUUUAGCGAUGGAUAGCCAGAUCGAUGCCGUGCUGGAAGAACUGAAAAGCGCUGUAACUGAUUCGUAAAAAGUUGAACUUUCUUUCCGAUUGAGUAAAUCCGUAUGUGGACAUAUUUUUUCUUUAUGUUGUAUUUUUAAGUUUGUACGUCUUACAGUCGAUACAAUAUAUAUAUAAAAUUGCCUUCAAAUUAAGUAAAAUCUCGUGCUUGAUGUUAUGAACUAAACAUUUUCCAAACGUU
Toxorhynchites rutilus septentrionalis is the source of this 651-nucleotide messenger RNA. RefSeq names its product ragulator complex protein LAMTOR3 homolog (gene Lamtor3). The transcript is spliced from 3 exons. The record is from RefSeq and is a predicted model, not a curated record. Gene Ontology annotation, cellular component: Ragulator complex. NCBI's taxonomy places the organism in Eukaryota, Metazoa, Arthropoda, Insecta, Diptera, Culicidae. The coding region runs from base 105 to 479 and encodes 124 amino acids. Gene Ontology annotation, biological process: cellular response to amino acid stimulus; positive regulation of TOR signaling.